Messenger RNA from Chaetomium strumarium, 1659 nucleotides. RefSeq names its product major facilitator superfamily domain-containing protein. The transcript has 3 exons. Gene Ontology annotation, molecular function: transmembrane transporter activity. The record is from RefSeq and is a predicted model, not a curated record. Gene Ontology annotation, biological process: transmembrane transport. The coding region runs from base 108 to 1553 and encodes 481 amino acids. NCBI's taxonomy places the organism in Eukaryota, Fungi, Ascomycota, Sordariomycetes, Sordariales, Chaetomiaceae. Gene Ontology annotation, cellular component: membrane.
GAGAGGCGGCCGCACAGGACCUAGUUACUGCUUAUAAAGGGAGUCUGUGUUUGGGGCCUUGGACUGGCAGGUUGUCUUACCACAUCUGCUUCCAACUUGUCUUCAGCAUGGCGGCCGAUACCGCUGAGCCUCGCGUGGGCUACACCAGCUCAGAUGGUGAUAUCCAGCCUGGCGGUGUCGAGGAUCCGGAGAAGGCAGUGCCUACACAGGAUGCCACCGACGAAGAGUCCGGCACAGCUUCACCUCGACCACACCAGGAGCUGCAGCGGUGGAACGAGUCGAAAGUGAACAUAUUCCGCUUUUUCGCGACUAUGUACUCCUUCUCUUUGUUAGGCAUGACGGACGCGGCUGUCGGUGCUUUGCUCCCCUAUAUCGAAACUUACUACAACAUAAGCUACACUGUGGUCUCCCUGCUCUUCCUCUCGCCCUUCGUGGGCUACCUCCUGGCCGCGCUCCUCAACAACCUGAUCCACCACCACUUCGGCCAGCGCGGCGUCGCCUUCCUGGCCCCGAUCGCGCGGCUGAUCGGCAUCGUCCCGCUGGUCUUCCACCCGCCCUACCCGGUCCUGCCCGUCGUCCUGCUCUUCACCGGCUUCGGCAACGGCAUCGAGGACUCGGCCUUCAACGCCUGGAUCGGCAACAUGCAGCGCGCCAACGAGCUGCUGGGCUUCCUGCACGGCGCGUACGGGCUAGGCGCCACCAUCGGCCCGCUGAUCGCCACAGCCAUGGUCACGCGCGGCGGGCUGGCGUGGUACUCGUUCUACUACGUCAUGAUCGGCCUGGACGGGCUGGCCUGGUUCCUGCUCGUGCCGGCCUUCUGGGGCGCUACGGCCCAGGUGCAUCGCGAGACGCACAGGCAUGCGAACGGCGGCAAGCGGACGACAACGAGGACGGCACUGCGCUCGCCGGUGACGUGGAUCGUCGCCAUCAUCUUGCUGGGCUAUGUGGGUGCCGAGGUGGCGCUGGGCGGGUGGAUCGUCACGUUCAUGCUCCGGGUGCGGCAUGCCGAGCCCUUCAUCGCCGGCUUGACCGUCACCUUCUUCUGGCUGGGGCUGACGAUCGGGAGGGUGGUGUUGGGGUUUGUCACGGAGCGGAUCGGGGAGAAGCUCGCCAUCACGGCAUACCUGUUGCUGUCGGUUGCGCUGGAGCUGCUGUACUGGCUGGUGCCCAACUUUGCGGCGUCGGCGACCUUCGUGAGCUUCCUGGGUUUCUUCCUCGGGCCGCUGUUCCCGGCCGCGAUCGUGGUUGCCACGAAGCUGCUGCCGAGCGACUACCAUGUGCCGACAAUCGGGUUUGCCGCAGCGUUCGGCGGCGGUGGUGCGGCGGUGAUUCCGUUCGCGGUCGGCGCGAUUGCGCAAAGCAAGGGCGUCGAGGUGCUGCAGCCGAUUGUGCUGGCCAUCCUGGUGGCCAUCCUGUUGAUGUGGUGGAUGUUGCCUGGCGGGCUGAGGCCGGGAGGCUUGGAAAAGGCAAGGGAGAACGGCGACCGGGUUGGAGAUAUGUUCAGGACGAGUGCUGGCUGGUUCAAAGGGCGGUUACAAGCUACGACUGCGUGAGCAGAAGACCCAUUUGCUUUUAUUAGGUGGCACGCACGUAGCGCAGUCUUAGAUUUUUUCUUACGAUCCCGUUUCGAUGAAUGGUUUCUAAAGCUAUUGACUUUCC